Otolemur garnettii (small-eared galago) is the source of this 1760-nucleotide messenger RNA. It is a transcript of the gene METTL15, whose product is annotated as methyltransferase like 15. The transcript is spliced from 7 exons. Gene Ontology annotation, molecular function: rRNA (cytosine-N4-)-methyltransferase activity. Gene Ontology annotation, biological process: rRNA base methylation. The coding region runs from base 281 to 1504 and encodes 407 amino acids. Lineage: Eukaryota; Metazoa; Chordata; Mammalia; Primates; Galagidae. The record is from RefSeq and is a predicted model, not a curated record.
CAGCCACCUGGCAUGGUCGGGAAAUCUCCAGACAGGCAGGAACUUCGUUUGGAACUUCAGCGCCAGCAAGAUUCCUUUGGAAGCAACGGAACCAAAGGCAAGCGGUCCUCGGUUGCUGGGACGGACGUGGGUUCUAUCUGUCCGUUCUCACAAGUUUCCCCUAGGGCUGGGACCUAGAUGUGCAGCAAGUUCAGGUCCUCCAGCACUAUAGUUUUCGCCGCUGGCCCAAGUUAGAGGCCAACUGAAAAAUCGUCGUGCCUCAGAUUUGUUGACGUACAGAAUGCUUCGGUACCCUUAUUUUUAUAGAAUACAUAAGGAAUUUCUUUCAUGCUGGUUUGAAUCUGGCAUAUUUAAUUUAUGUGUCUGGCCAAAAAAAAUACAUACUACAGGAGAAAGAUAUGAUGAAUAUGAAGCCCAGGAGCAAACAGAUCAAACUGAAGCUCAGAAGUUAUACUUGUCUCCAGAUAGAGAUUCUGAAGCUGUGGCUAAAUUACAUAUUCCAGUGAUGGUGGAUGAAGUUGUUCAAUGUUUGGCACCACAAAAAGGGCAGAUUUUUCUAGAUAUGACAUUUGGUUCAGGAGGACAUGCGAGAGCCAUUCUACAGAAGGAAUCAGAUAUUACUCUGUAUGCCUUAGACAGAGAUCCAACAGCUUAUGCAAUUGCCGAACAGCUUUCUGAAUUAUAUCCAAAACAGAUCAGAGCUCUGCUGGGACAGUUCAGCCAAGCAGAAGCCUUAUUGAUGAAAGCUGGCAUGCAGCCAGGAUCUUUUGAUGGAGUUCUUUUGGAUCUUGGGUGUUCCUCCAUGCAACUUGAUACUCCUGAAAGAGGUUUUUCCCUUCGGAAGGAUGGCCCCUUGGACAUGAGGAUGGAUGGUGGCAGGUACCCUGACAUGCCCACCGCUGCUGAUGUUGUGAAUGCUUUAGAUCAACAGGCACUUGCAUCCAUCCUAAGGACAUACGGGGAAGAGAAGCAUGCCAGGAAAAUAGCUUCAGCAAUUGUUCAGGCACGUAGCAUCUAUCCCAUCUCCAGAACCCAGCAGCUUGCCAGCAUCGUCGCAGGUGCCUUUCCUCCCUCUGCUAUUUAUGCACGAAAAGACCUGCUACAGCGACCUGCCCAUAUUGCUACCAAGACUUUCCAAGCCCUUCGCAUAUUUGUGAAUAAUGAGCUCAAUGAACUCAACACAGGACUGAAGACUGCUCAGAAGUUUCUGAGACCUGGUGGUCGUCUCGUUGCCCUCUCCUUCCAUUCACUAGAGGAUCGCAUCGUUAAACGGUUCUUGCUUGGAAUAAGCCUGGCGGAAAGGUUUAACCUAAGUGUUAGACAGAAGGUAAUAAGAAAAUCAAAAUCGUGUUUAGGUCAUGAAAACAAGGAAGGAGUCUCUAUAAAUAAAGCUCCUUUAAUGUGGGAAUUGAUACACAAAAAGGUACUUACCCCAGAAAAUAAGGACGUACAGGAUAACCCCAGAGGGCGCUCAGCCAAGCUUAGAGCAGCUAUCAAAUUAUGACACAGUUACCCCAUCUUACUCUUUAAGUUUUUCUUCACAGUUUCUCGAAUUUUUUUUCCUUGUGAUGUUCUGAAUGGCUUAGUAAUUGUUUUAAGUGUGGGACAGUCUAAAUUGAUGGCAUUUUUUUUUCCUCAAAAAUAAAUUAGGAAAUAUUACCAUUACACAGUAAGUUCAACUCAGGAAGCAGCUGCAAAAUGUGUUUAUCUUUGCGUUAUAUUUAACUUUUUUUUUAUUGAGACUGAUUCUUAUUCUGUUG